GUCGCUACGUGAUAGAAUCCUCCGGCCCCUGGUCGCUGACAGAGAUACUGGUCUACGAAGCGUUCAUGCGGGCUUCAUGGGGCGUCAUGCCCCCGCGUUUGACGUUGGAAGUGGGGUCACCACGGAACAGAUGCACGAAGGAGCUCCUACUUCGCCGCUUGCACGUGUGGGGAUGAGCAAGCGUAGUUCGCGGCAGCGACGACAUAAGUACAGCGCCGUCGUCUGACGGUGUCAAGGAAUACGAUACUCCGUAGCGUCGAACGAAGAUGGUCAAGCGAAUUGCAGUCUGCGGCGCAACGGGAAACCAAGGUGGUUCGGUUGCUAAACUGCUACUACAGCACCCAGAUCAGUAUGAAGUGCGCGCGCUCACUAGAGAUCCUGCGUCAGCAACCGCGCAGGACUUGGCGAAGUUGGGCGCGGAGGUGGUACGCGCUGACUUAACCGUCCCGUCCGACGUCAAGGCGGCGCUCAAGGACUGCUGGGGUGUCUUUGGUGUCACCAACUUCUACGACCCGAAAAUCAAAGAUGAUCCUGGCAGCGAGGAAAGGCAGGGCAAGAACCUCGUCGACGCCGCAUUGGCCGCCGGCGCUGAAUGCUUUGUGUGGAGCACGCUCCCUAGCUCGAGGAAGAUAUCCGGUGGACGGCUGGUAUCCCGGAUCUACGAAGGCAAAUACCAGGUGGAUGAUUACAUCCGCGAAACGGGGCUCCCGGCCGUCUUCUUGUACACCGGUAACUUCUACGAGAACAUGGUCUAUCGCUCGCACAUGGUGUACCACCCUGACAAGGAUCUCGUGGAGUUCCGCCAACCCAUCGUAAAGGAGACUACCCAAUUGGCAAUGCUCUAUGUCGAGAAGGAUCUCUCCGGUAUCACGAAAGCGAUCUUCGAUAAAUGGGGAUCCCGGAAGGACGAGCUCAAUCACCAAUACCUCUACUGCACGAACGCUAGGUUAACACCACUGGACAUCACUGCGAGCGUCAAGAAGAUCACUGGGAAGGAAUGCGUGUACACUGCGCUACCAACCACGAACGUUCCCGACCGUGACAUCAUGUUCCAGCUCUAUAACGAGUUGGGCAUGUACGGCACAAAGGAGAUACCCGACGAGAACGUUCUGAAGCUGGGUGUGCAACUACAUGGUAUCGACGACUUCGUGAGAAGCAAGCUGGCGCCGCAUCUGGGACUGCCAGUGAUUGCCUGAGCACCAGGAUACGAGCGUACGGUUGAGCGCGAUAGCAGCCAGUAACGUAUGCAUUGACGGUGUGCAAUAAUGUCAUCCGAUCCAGUGUUGCCAAUGUUAUAUGCUGCGGUGCGGCCAACUCGGGCCAUUCCCAUCCUUCCCAGGUAAUAGGAAACAUGAUACCUUUGAGUUGUGAACGCUA
Molecule: messenger RNA, 1377 nt
Organism: Rhodofomes roseus
Lineage: Eukaryota; Fungi; Basidiomycota; Agaricomycetes; Polyporales; Fomitopsidaceae
Product: NAD(P)-binding protein
Exons: 6
Coding region: 267-1196 (309 amino acids)
Source: RefSeq, a predicted model, not a curated record